CGCGCCUGCGCAGAAGGACUGCGGAAGCGCGAAGCCACGCUGAAUGGACGGGGAGAGGGUCGGCGAGGCCUGCCGCCGGUUAUUAAAUAAGGGAGGAUUUGAAAUGACAAGUGGAAACAACAAAGCAAAUGGAGCAUGUUGAUUUUCGAACUGCAAAGAUAUUCAAGAUAUGAAACAUGCUACAGAAGUCUGACUGAGAAGGAUUGAAAUGGAGACUACAGUUAUAGGAGGCUAUAUAAUGCUAGGUUAAUAAUCUAAAACAGCAGAUAAGGCUGAUGAACUGCUGAGUCUGUAUUGGAAUCAGUAAUGGACUAGAUAAGAGAUGAUGAACUGAUGAAUGACCCUGGCAAGAUGGAGUUUCUAUAGGCCCUUCUUUCCCAUUUUGUGGUUGACAGCCUGUCCAGAUUUUUUAUCAUGGGACUACGAAUUCACUUUGUAGUAGAUCCUCAGGGCUGGCUCUGUAUGGGUCUUAUUAUCUUUGUUUGGCUUUUCAACCUGAUCACCAUUCCAAAUGUUAUUCUAUUUCCACGCUAUGAAGAAGAACAUAUAUCAGUGGGUGCAAUAUUCUGUUUCUACAUACUUGCAUUCCUCUGCAUCAUUUCUCUACUUAGAGCCUCCAUAGCAGAUCCAGGGAGACUGCCUGAAAACCCAAAGAUACCAAUUACAGAAAGAGACUUUUGGGAAUUAUGUAAUAAAUGUAAUAUGAUGAGACCAAAGCGUUCCCAUCACUGCAGCCGAUGCGGACACUGUGUUAGGAAAAUGGAUCAUCAUUGUCCAUGGAUUAAUAACUGUGUUGGUGAAGACAACCACUGGCUGUUUUUGCAGUUGUGCUUCUACACAGAGCUCCUCAGUUCUUAUGUACUGUUGCUUGAUUUCUGCCACUGUUACUACUUUGAACCACUAAACAAAGUUAAUUUGGAUCUCUUUGUUUUUAGACAUGAACUCGCCUUGACACGAAUAUCUACCUUCAUGGGUUUAAUAAUGCUGGUUGGAAUUACUGGACUUUUUUAUACUCAGUUAAUUGGUAUAUUUAAUGACACUACAAGUAUAGAAAAGAUGGCAAAUUGUUGUGAAGAAAUAUCGAGACCCCGAAAGCCGUGGCAGCAGACCUUCUCAGAAGUUUUUGGCACUCGCUGGAAGAUCCUGUGGUUUAUUCCUUUCAGGCAAAGGCGACCACUGCGAGUUCCCUACCACUUUGCCAAUCACGUCUAAACAGAUGGAUGGUGGGCACAGAUGGGUCCUCCAUGCUGGAAGUGCGUUGCAGGUUUUGUGAUAAUAGAACUAUGACAGUCCUCAAGUCAAUUAAAAUCUACCCACCAAUCUUAAACAUCACAAUGUGCCCCAGGCUUUAUUUUAAUAAUAAUGAUCAUGAUUCUGUUUUGGGAUUAAUGCACAUUUCUCUGUUUACUUUUAAAGUGUACUUACUUUCACAUUAGCUUUCUAGAGGAAUUACUUUGAUAUGUGAGGUUAAUAACAAACACAGUGAUUGAUGUACAAACAUUACAGUUUUUUGUCUUGAUACUGGAUAAUACGAUGAUAUGUUUUGAUAGAAACUGUCAUUUGCUCAGAUCAGUGGGCUUGAAAAGUGUCCUGUCUGGCUUGAAUUUUUUAUUUAUUUUUAAAUCAACAGUACUUACUGGAUUAUGUGGAGAGACCCCUUUUCUUGCUAAUUUGGUGUAAAUCCCCAUUGCCUUCUUUUUUGUCAUUUAUGAUGCAUGUUAAUGAUUGAGCUCCUCAUCUAUAGGCAAAGGUGGGAUUUUAACAAUUUUUUAAAACAACUGUUUUGUAUCUAAUGCUUUCAGUUAUAAAAUUAUGUUCUUACUGUCUUUGUAUUUAAAACAAAAAUGAAAACCCUGCAGUUACUGUAAAAGAAGAAAAUGUGUUAUUAAAAGUUCCUUCUUUCUACUUGUAAACGCAAUAAUUAGUUCUAGGUGGUAAAUGUUUAUUAGAAAUGCAUACUGGGGAAAACUUAGGCAAUGAUUCAGCCAAAGUUAAGCACCUCAUUUUCCUGGUAUACUUGGACAUCUCUUCAAACAAUUCUGAAAUGGGAACCAUGUUAGUCUGUUAGGGUAAUAAUCUGAUAGCACCUUAAACAUGGUUAAAUGUAUUGCAGUGCAAGCUUUCAUGGAUUUAAGCUGGCACAUGCUAAUUUGGAAACAAGCCUAAAUGAGUUCAUAGGUACUUCACUUCUGAGUAUACAUGUAUAGGAUUGCUAAAUGCUUAAUUUUUGCAGCAUCAUGCCUGUUGGUUUUACUAGUUGCUAUGAUAUAUCAGGUAUAAACAUAUAAAAUAUGCUGUUGUUGCUAUAGUUAUAUUUCCUGUUUUGUAUAGUCACUGCUAGAAAUAUUUAGAAUUAAAAUUUGAAGUGUUCAUAGAUUGGUUAAUAUAUAUGGGAGAUAUUUUUAAAAUGCUAUUUAAAUAUGGGUGUUAAAGAGAAAUAUUGGUUGCUGUGCAUAAAGUUCUAAUUCAAUAUGUAUCAUUGCUUUGUAAUAAGUGAAAUGAAGCAUUUAUGCCGAUAUGACAAGAUUUGAGCUGAUCUGCGAUGGGUAGUAUAUUUACCAAACGUUGGCAAGUUAAUUUCCAAAUGGAAGUUUGCUUUCAAAACAUGAUGUGACCUACGGUCUAGUUUUGUAAGUAGUUCACAUAAUCACAGGGUACUAUCACGAUUUUGGUGCAUGGACACUGUGCUGUAAUCUUAAUUGUAUUGUUGGCACUGAAGUAGUUAUCUGCAAUGCUGUGCUAUGCCUUUUGUCUACUCAGGCCUUGGCAUAGCCAAGCCUUUCUGAAAGUGCUGUUCUCUAGAGGUUGGUCUACAGUUUUUACCAUCCUUAACCAUCAUCCAUAUAAGGAGUGACUGAGGGUGAAUUGCCAUCCUCAACAUCAAGACCACAAGAGUGGGGAAGUCUGCCAUAGCCUUCUCUUUAUAUAUUGUUUAGUUGUUGAGGAAGUUCAGCCUCUACCUCUACCUUUGGGCCUAUGAGAGUUUUGUGUCCAUACACAUGGAAAACAUGCCCUUGGGCCAUGAGCUCAGUAGCUGUGGGUGGAUAUUGAUUAGUGAACCAAAGCUAGCUACUGUUUAAGCUCAUGUGUAAGUCUAGAAAUUUUAGUCAAAAAUUCAUCCCCAAAACCUGGUUAGUAUAAGUCUUAUGCCUUAACUUUUAUCAAAAAAAGAGAACCACCCCUUAUCUAUGUACAGAGGUGGAAGGCAAAAGUUUUGUUUAUCCCAGGAAAACCUUUAAAAAGCACCAAUACCCUCUACUCUUUUUGCCUUGGUAGGGAAAUAGCAAAAGAAGUGUCCUUUUACAUUUCCCCUCAGAAGAAUGUCAAAUAAAAUGGAUGGUUCUCCUGGGAUGAACUAAGCUCUUGCCACUCACCACUUACUUAGAGAAGAGGGUUCCUUUUUUAUAUGAUACUAUACAUUAACUUUUAUCAAAAAAGGAACCAGAUCUUUUUCUGGGUAGAAUGCCAAAAAGGCAUUUUUGAAUUCCUAGGCAGAAGAAAGGGAGCAACAUCAGCUGGGGCAGCUGCCCGCCCCCCCCCCCCCCCCCCGCAAUGGCACUAUUUCUUUCUCCUCUCUCGUGGAUAACCCUUGAUUUAUCCAUGGGAAAUAUCAAAAUCCAUAAUUUUGAUAAUAUUGACAUUCAAUAAUGUUGACUUAUACGUGAGUGUAUACAAUAAUUCUGAACGUAUUAUGUGCUAGGGCUUAAUUUAAGGGCAUUUUCAACUUGAUGCUUCCACAAUCAAACUAUUAUUAUUGUGUUGUCGAAGGCUUUCAUGGCCGGAAUCACUGGAUUGCUGUGAAUUUUCCAGGCUGUAUGGCCAUGUUCCAGAAAAGUCACAGAAACCCAGUAUAUUAUUAUUAUUUGGUUUUGGUUACAAAAGAUUUCAUCAUUUGCACCUCAGCAGUCUGAAGGUUGUGUGUUGCUGUGAUGUAAAUAUGGGAUACAGUUGCAUACAGUAAUACCCAUGACAGAUAUGAGAUGUUAACUAGUUCAUCCUUCCAUGCUGCUGUACCAAAAAGAACCUGUUACUGUAUCCUUAACUAUAUCUGACAGAUAUAGUGAUAUGCUUAUAAAACCUUUGAAUUGUUACUGUUAGCAAAUAGUACCCUGGAAUUAACAACAUGCAGUUACACUGCAAAUUAGGUCAGUGCUCUGCUUAGACCUAUUACUUAUUAUCCUAAAAAAUGUUUUUUUAAAACCAUUCUGAUUGUAUAUCAUUAUGCUUAUUAUGAUACAGGAGUUAUUUCAUGCUUUACAUUUAUUCUUACACUUACUGAGGUAGAAAUAGUAAUUUCAUUUUGAAAAGUUCUAAGUACCUCAUUGACAGAAUUGGACUUUGGAGAAACAUUAAAUAAACAGUAGUAUUACAUGCAGUUUGAUUUUUUAAAAAGUGGGUGUUUUUGUCUUCCAAAAAGUUAUUGAGGGUUUUGGAGACAAUCAUAGUAUUUGAUUGAAAGACCUGGGCUCUUGAUUACUUUUCCCUAGUAUUGCUUAUGAUUUAUCUCCAUUAAUUUCAUUUAACACAUUUUAAAAUCAGUCAGAACAGCUGGACUAUGGGUUAAUGUUCCCUGCUAAUAUUUAUUUUGAAAUUCAAAUUGAAGACACAGAAAGUACAUGAAGCUAAACACAUAUCAAUGCCACAUUGUUAGCAUUUUGUUUGUCAUCACCUAUUGUAUCCUAUUGCUUAGCAAAUGGUAUUAAAACAUGGGGGUUUUUGGGGGGGAGGGUUCCAUUGUAUAAAACUAUAGUAAUAUUGGAUGCAUCACCAAAAUGAACUCUGUGUUUCUAAAAGUUUGCAAAUGUUACAUGAGCUUGAAAGAUCUGCUUUUCUCUUGUUGUCAAAGUGCCCUCUCUUGGUUGAUUUGUAUAAUGACACUGGCAUUCUACCUUCAAAGAAAAUGCCUUCUAAUUUUAGAAAAGAAAAAGGUAUUUUUACAUCUCAUCUUUUUAUAGACAUGAAUAUUGAUACUUCAGUCAGAAAAAGUGGUUAGAUGUUAUGUGAGCAGCACAGCACGUUUUUUUGAACUGGGGAAAAAUAUGUUCCUUUGUAUGUAGAAAAACAGGCACUUGCUCCUCCAUUCAGAUAUGCUUUAUCUGGUAUGACUAGUAAUACUCCUGUUUGAAAAAGUAACAGAUAUAAGAAAUAUAUUUGUGCCAGUGAUAUCUCCUAAACCUGGAUGCUGAAAACCUAUAUAUGUGGAUAAAAAUCUGAUAAAUCACAAUAGUGUUAAUUCUCAGAUAAUGGCUUGCUAUCAUUUCUGGACAUAUCAUCAAAGGCAAAGUAUCAAUUAUUGUCUGCUUCUAAUAACUUUUGAAUCCUCUCAAUCAAAGUGGUAAGUGUUCAGUAAAAUUCUAGGUUUUAAAAUACGUGGACUUGUAAUAUAAAGUGUUGAUUCCAUAUUAUAAUUCACUCAGGUUGUCAAUUUACAGAUUCAGUGACAUUACCUUCUCUUCAUACUGUGGAGUCUCCUCAUAAACCCUCAAAACCCACUGGUAAAUCCUAGGAAAUGCUUUUGCUGGUGGAUCUGAAAGACAGGAUAAUAAAUGGAGAGAUUAGAUGGAACUAAAUAUGUUUUAAUAUGGCUAGGACAGCUGCUUAAUUUUUCUACCCUAUUUUGCAUCUGUGCUAUUUAUUUAUAAUCUUUUAAUUUUCAGAUGUCUGAAUUGAGGUAGUUUAAAUUAUCUACUGUAAAUUAUAUUAUGUUUUGAAAUAUCUGGUGCAUGGCAUCUAAAUAAUUAAUAUAUGUGGUAAGCAGGAUUAUUUAAUUAAUUAGGAAAGGACAUUUUAAUUUUUAUGCUCAACAUAAUACUUUUAAGGUAAUUACUUCCGUUGGUGGUAGAUUUAACUCUUCUACUCUUUAAGUGUGCCUAAGAGCACUCUCUGUAAACAGCAGCUAUUUUCUAUGUAUUUUAUACCGGGAUGAAAAUAAUGUGUCUCACUAUAGAAUCAUAGAGUCAUAGAGUUGAAAGAGAUCACAAGGUCCAUCCAGUUCAUCCCCGCUCCCUGCUGCCAUGCAGGAAAAUACAAUCAAAGCACCCCUGGCAGAUGGCCAUCUAGCCUCUGCUUAAAAACUUCCAGAGAAGGGUAAAUAGAAUAUAUGGGGCAGUAUGUUCCACAGCCAAACAGCUGUUACCAUCAAGAAGUUCUUCCUAAUGUUCAGAUAUCUUUUCCUGUAAUUUGAAUCUAUUGUUCUGUGUCCUAGUCUCCAGAGCAGCAUAAAACAAGCUUGCCCCCUCCUCAAUGUGCGGGCAAAUAUUUAAACAUGGCUAUCCUAUCCCUCUCAGCCUUCUUUUCUCCAAGCUAAACAUACCCAGGUCCCUAAGCCAUUUGUCAUAGGGCUUGGUUUCCAAACCUUUGUUCAUUUUGGUCGCCCUUAUCUGGACAUGUUUCAGCUUGUCAAUAUCCUUCUUGAAUUGUGGUAACUGUUUUUCUCAAUAACUCAGCAUAGCCAGUGGUGAGGGAUAUUAGGAACCACAGUUCAACACAUUCUGGAGCCCACACACAUUCCAUUCAUGUGUUAGAAUGUCCAAAACAGUAACUGGACAUGAACGUUUCCCAUUCGAUACAAGAUUAGGCCCAUUACAUGUUGAGCAGGAUAUGUUGUUGCUGGCAUGGGGGCACAGCCAUGAUGCCAGUGCUAAUCAGCAGCCAAAGAGAUGUGGAGAGACUUUCAGUUCCUGGCAGUGGCAUCUUCAUGAUGGAAAUAAAUAGAAUAUUUAGUAGUGUCCCUAGCAAGCCAGUCUGGCCAUCAUGAGAUACACUGCUGGAAUUGCUAAGGAUUUGGUAUAUACUUUCCCCUCCUUCAGCCCCAGGUAAAUGGCCUAUUAAACUCCAUCGGUGAAUGGAGUCAGGCAUUGUGGCAGCUCAAGAUUUGGUCACAGAAGUCUACUAACUCCUCUGAGCCUAUUUGGAUAGCAAGGCAUUGGGCUUUCUGCAAACUACAUGUGGGCUGCAUCAUUCCAUUGUAAUGCUGUUACUAUUAUCACUGCAUUUGCGUUAGUUGGGGGAAGAUAUUUUUACAGAUGAUAAAUGCAUUUAAAUGUAUUUACAAUUAGAAAGAGCAUUCUAGUCUUAGUUUUAAGGUUAGUAUUGAGACUUCUCUGCUGAAAGAGCCAUUUAAUGCACCCAAUGUUUCUAUAUGCAUUCCCAUCAUAUAACAGGCAUUUACAAUUUGACUUUUAUCAAAGAAUAAAUGACUUAUUUUUUAGCAAUUUGGGCACUUUAUUCUUCAGUAUAGCCUUUAUUAUACUGGAUUUCUUAUAUUAAUUGUCUACUAAAUCAAUUCUCAAUUUGUACAUCUUGUUGGAUUUCAGAGCAUGGUUUUAAAACUCUUGAGCUCAGCCAAAGAUUUGAGUGUAUGAGGUUGUAGUACUACCUGUACCACUACCAUUCCAGCGGAGCCAGAUUUCCUGUGCUCCAUUUCCACAAACAUCUCUUGUCUUGAAAGGGCAACUUGUGCAGCUUUGCUUAGCCUCCAUAGGCUAGGAUUCAAUUUUAGCAUUUGACAUGUCUUCCUCAUAUUUGUUCAAGGAUCCCUGGUUGGAAUCUUUUGCUAUUUGAGCUGGGCUGUUCAGAUAGCAAAACUUCCAUUACAGCAAGUGAGUGUGGACCAAUGGAUAUAGUAGUUCCAGUGCCAAUAUGAGUGAUGAAUUAUCAAAAAAGUGUUGCACAGGAACACACAAUCACACUUGAGGCAGUUCUUAUCAUCAAUCACAAUGCAUUGCUUCAUGUCCUAGCCCUGGAGCAGAAGAAGGCAAGCUGGCUCUAUCUCCAUUAUGACAUCCUAUCAAAUAUUUCAAGAUGACUAUCAUAUUACUCUUUCUCCUUCUCUUCUCCAGACAAAACAUACUCAGCUCCCUAAGCCAUUCUUCCAUGACUUCUAGACUUUUUGCCAUUUUGGCCACACCCCUCUGGUCCUUUACUAAUGCUUAGAAAACAACUUCUGCUAUCGGCAUAGCCAAAUAUGCCCAAGACAACUACUGAUUUAAAAGAAGACCCUACUGGAGGGUGCUUUGUUCAGAUCCUUUGUAAGUCUGGAGUCCUUUUUUUGUGUCAGCAUGUUUAACCUUCUGCCUUAGUUUUCUAUUUUUAAAAAAGGAAUUCAACAUUUAAAAUACAAUUUUGUAUUUACAAGCAGAUAAAGGUAGAUUAAAAUGUGUAUGUCGUUAUACAGUAUUGUUGAAAUUCUUUAUAUGUGAUGAAACAAAGCAAGUUUGUCGUAUAUAACCCAGAAAUAUGUUGGCUUUCUAGAGUAUUGAUAAAUAUACUGUAGAAAGCUACUGCAACAAUAGAACUGUUGAUAUGGUAAAUCUGAUAAGAUGUUUUUACAUUAGCAAUAUUAAUGUAUAUUCUGGGUAUGAACAGAUUUUUGUUUAAUAGAAACUACUUGUGGUGAAAGCACUCCAAUAUGGAAAACAUGUCAUGUCUAGGUUCAGAAAACAGAAAGCAUUUUAUGGGAAGAAUUAAUAUUUUUUGUUUCCACUGAUUUAAAUUGAUUUGCUAAACUAAUUAAACAGAAUAAUUAGAAGUGAAAAUUAUUGAGAGACUUUCACUUUUUGGAGUUUAUCACACAAGGCCGGCGAAUUGCAAUUACAGAAGGACAACAGUAUCUUUGUUGUGGAUUUACAAUGUUGCUUCUUUCCCACUGUUCUCCCUUUGGAAGGUAUUUCUUUUACAAAAAGAUACCAUUAAUGGAUUAGUUGCAUCUGUAAAAGUAACUCUGUCAAGGCUGUUCCCUACUGGAAGAGCAGCAAGAAAGAAGUGGCACAAUGUAAUAAGUCCAAGGCCUUGUGUGAUAAACCCUUUACUCAAAAAUGAAAUGUGGCAAAUCCAGAGUCAAUAUUCUAGUAAUGCUGAAACAUUACAUCGGAGGAAUUUAAUGGGCUGAGUGAGACACUCCGAGGUGUUUUUGCAGCUUAUGGACUCUCACGUGCUGCUCUCCUUACUAAAAAAAUUGUAGAGGACAGAAAUGGCACACCAUAACUAAAACACCAGUUAUUCUACUGCAGAACUUAAAAAUAUGAAGGGGUUACAAAACUGGAAGUGAAUUUCUAGUCAGUUUGGCUGUUUAGGGCUGGGACAGUCCAUGGCAUGUUUUACAUGGAGAUUGCCCACUCCUGCAUAUAUACCACAAUAGCUUUGAAAUUAUAUACAUCUAGAUUAUUCUUUGUUGAAUUUCAGGCUUGAAAUAGUGAAGAGUGAUUUUGAAUGAUAUGUGAAUUGACUUGUACUUAUGCCAUAGAAUAUUUCCUUCCUCUUCUUAGCUCCCUAAACCUACUUUGGAGACUUGGCUGGAGCAGAUUUGAAGUUGGGAGUGAGAUUUGGGGAAAAAAACUAGUUAAAUGUCAUUCUGCAACUUCAUAAAUCAUGCUAGGAAUGAUAUAUUUCUCGAAAGAAGAAAGUUCUGGUAGAACAAAACUAAACAUUGGACAUGAAAUCUAGUUCUAAUUAAAUCAAUCAGUUUACACAUUGCCUUAAAUACCAUGUGAACCCUAUUAUUUUUUGCUCAAAACAGGUUAUUAAACUUAUAACUGAUCCUAUCCAGAGGAAUUCACCUUCUGAUAAAUGUGCAAAGGACUUCUCAGUAAUGUUAGGAAAGAAUGAAAAUGUCAGGCAGAUACACAUUAGAUCUUGUUUGAGUUUGGAAGAGAUCUUAGGUGAAUAAGUAUGCUUACCAUGCCAGGCCCAUCUGCAUUUGUGUCUCUUUCAGGAAACAGAUUUUUUUUCUAAACAGAACCUUUUGCAAAUGAAAAAUAAACAGUGCUUUAGUUUUCUUGCACAUGGUAAAUGAAGGAACACAAAGUCCAGGAGAGAGACCUGUGACUUCGAUGACAAUCAUGUGAUGUAUCUGCUCUGGCUUUUAUUAUUAAUCUCAAAGGAGAUUUCUGAAGCACUGAAUCAUGCCACCACCAUAGUUUUGGAAUAAUGGCUAUCUCUUUCAAAACUUGAAAGAAAGUCUAGAGUGGAUUCUCUGCACCACUGAUAUAAAAAGUUCCACCAUCAUCCAUAUGUGUGUGUGUACCCAGUAUAGAUUAUAUAGAUCAUCCCCCUCAAUAACGUUAGGAUACAGUGAUCAAAAUCCAAUUGUUAGUUCCAACUAGGCUAGACCCAUUAAAUCAACAUCUUACUGAUUCAAUGGGUAUACUCUAGAUGGGACUCACAAUUAAGUUUAGGCCAGCAAGUUAAGAUAGAGUGGUGGUGGGAGACUUCCUUAGUAAUGAAAGCUGCUCAAGGUUUUGUUUCUAAAUAGGUCUUCAAGCCAUUGGAUUCCAUCUUCAAACUUGGGUCAGCACUUCAGAUAGCUCCUUUAAAGAUUACACUGAAUCCUGGAGUAGAUUCAUAAAUUUACUGUAAUGGAAGCCACCUUACUAGAUAGGAAUUACUUCUAUUUAGCUUAUGCUAUGCUUUCUUUUAGUGUCUGAUUCCUCCUAAAGUUGCCUAUAAUGGGAAGGAUACAUAACUAAGUUUCAUGGAUUCAGUGGAUCUACUCAGCCUACCAUUUGGAUUUUGGCCAAGUUUAGCUAGGAGAUCCUGAGAAGCGAUUCUUGAAAAUGAAUAUGUAUAAUAUUAAUACUUGCUGAACAUAGGGGAAUAACGUCUACCUUUGAUGUAUACAAUGUCAAAAGUGUUGAACGUAAAGGGUUUAAUAAUAUGGUGUAUGAGAGAAAAAUCUAAAAUCCAACUGUUCAGCAUUGUUGUUCUCAUGAACAGUUCUUUGAAAAGUUAAACUCCAAGAAUCACCUCUACUCUGCAUUGCCAGUGGCCAUUGUGGCUGGAAGUUUUUGGAAGUUGUGAUCCAAGAAGGGAACUCUGCCUAUGAAUAUGAGAGCAAUGUGUGAUAGCAUUUGCAGAUUCAUUUCGAAAGGGUUGUUCCAUUGCAGCUCAGAAAAUAAAAUGUAAGGAAGCAACUUGCUUUCCUUUAUGACCCCUAAAAGUCUACUGUCAUCUAUAAUUUAAUGGACACGUGAAUACUUUAUAAUACUCAGACAUGAUAAAUCAUUGCACAUUCUCUGAAAUAGCAUCUUACAAAUAACAGCAAUGGAGUGAAUCUCCAGGAGAGGAUUAACUGCUGAAUUAUGCUGAGAACUAACUGUCCUCACUAUGAAUUUAAUACAUUGACACCUCAGGUUCAUAGAAUCCAACUCACUUUCCUGUUGUAUCCAGUGCAAUCCCACUUACUUUCUUAGGGUAAUUUAUAGCUGUAUAAACAUAAUCAGGAUAGAAUGUGAAAUUUUUAUUCUCAAAGUAUUCAGGUAUUGUGUUCAGACUUCGUGGUCACCAGAUGGGAGGGAAUACAUAAUAUUUUAAUAUACGAAGUAGCUUUUCUGUUAUAUUCUAAAAGUCAUAUAGGAUGCUUUAUUUGAGUAACAUUCAGCCUAAAUGCCAUCAUAAAGUAUAUUCCUGAGCGGCACAUACAAAAUUCAGCAUUUUAUAGCCCGUAUAAUCUGAGUGUUAUCUUUGUUUUAUUUUUCAUCUGCUCUACCUAGAUUGCUUCCAGAUAACACUCCAAAAUUGUUUACAUUUGGCAUUAUGAAGAUGUCUAGUGCUUCUGUUUAUCUGUUAAAAAGUGAUAGGAAAAUGAUGGGGGAUAGGAUGGGAGAUACGAAUGUAUGGAUUACACCAAAUUAGGGAACAAUUACUCUGCUAUAAUUGUAUAUUAAUAUCCCAAAGUAAUAUAAUGUGUCCACCUUAUAAACAAUGUUUUUGUAUUUUUGUUGGGUGUUUUUUCAUGUAAUGUUUCUGAUUUUUUUCUUUAAAGAUAGUUUCUUUUUAGUGAUUUUAUUUAUUUCUAUCAAAAGUAUUAUGUACUGUAUUUUUGAAAUUUUAUUUUUAAAUAAAUAUAAAUACAUAUAAACUGUUA
Messenger RNA from Anolis carolinensis (green anole), 11863 nucleotides. RefSeq names its product zinc finger DHHC-type palmitoyltransferase 21 (gene zdhhc21). Gene Ontology annotation, molecular function: palmitoyltransferase activity. Bases 415 to 1212 code for a protein of 265 amino acids. The record is from RefSeq and is a predicted model, not a curated record. NCBI's taxonomy places the organism in Eukaryota, Metazoa, Chordata, Lepidosauria, Squamata, Anolidae. The transcript is spliced from 10 exons.